Molecule: messenger RNA, 3168 nt
Organism: Leptosia nina
Lineage: Eukaryota; Metazoa; Arthropoda; Insecta; Lepidoptera; Pieridae
Source: the annotation of a GenBank genome assembly
AUGACGAGAAGCAUACUUCUGCUAUUCUGUGUCCUUCCUAUUGUUCUAUCACAGGAGACAAAUUUCCGCGAGGUGACAAUAACCCAAGGGAAAGUGCGCGGAUAUAAAACGCCCAAUGAAAAUAUUUUCGUCUUCUAUGGCAUCCCAUAUGCCAGUGUUCCGACUGGAGCUGACUUUUAUAAGAGUCCAUUACCCGCACCAACAUGGAGUACAACAUUGGAAGCUGUAAAUAGAGAUAUUAGGUGUCGACAGCCGAGUUUCUCUGGAAAUGAUAAUAUGCGAGAGCAAUGUCUGGUUGCCAAUGUGUACGUUCCCGGGACACAAACUGAAAAUUUGCCAGUCGUAGUUGAUGUACACGGUGGAGCCUACCUUCUUGGGCAUGGAAAUGCAGCGACGCCCAUCAAUCUAGUUAAAUCUCAAAAAGUUAUGUACGUAACCUUCAACUAUCGAUUAGGACCACAUGGGUUUUUAUGUUUGGGCACUGAUAAAGUCCCCGGAAAUGCAGGUAUGAAGGAUCAAGUGGCUUUGCUUCGAUGGGUCAGAGAUAAUAUCGCCCAGUUUGGAGGAGAUCCAAAUCACGUGACUAUAUCGGGAUGUAGUGCGGGAUCUUCAUCGGUAGACUUGUUGGGGAUCUCUAAGCUAGCUAAUGGUCUCUUCCACAAGGUUAUAGCUGGAAGUGGAGGUAACGUCAACGCUUUCAGUGUCCAAACGAACCCUAUAGAAAACGCACAAUAUUUUGCAAAGCUACUAGGAUUCAAUAACACUGAGGACAUCAAUGCUCUUGAAAAGUUUUACCUAGAAACGCCUUACGAAACGCUAGCGGCCACAUCUAUUCAAUUGAUGUCAAGUCCAGAUUCUAAUGUUUACUUCUCACCCUGCCUGGAGAAGGACGUUGGACAAGAAAUGUUUUUGGAUGAAAGCCCGGUGAAAAUACUUUCGAAUGGAGAUUACACAAAGUUGCCAAUGUUAUACGGUUUUUGUAAUAUGGAGGGUUUAUUUCGUAUGAAUUUAUUUGAUACAUGGAAAACGAAAAUGAAUGAGAACUUCAUUGAAUUUUUGCCACCGGAUUUAGGUAACAACCAAGAAGAAAGGGAGACGAUUGCCAAAGACGUAAAGAAUUUCUAUUUCGGCACGGAACCCGUGAGCAAUAGCACUGUUUUGAAGUAUAUUGAUUAUUUUACGGAUGUGAUGUUUGGCUAUGCCAUGCUACGAUCUGCAAAACUUCAACUUGACGCCGGGAACAAUCAAUUAUACCUGUACGAAUAUUCCUUUGUAGAUGCGAGUGAGGAAUAUAUUCCAAAUACUAGGGAGCGCGGUGCAACACAUUGCGCCCAAGAUGCAGCUGUGAUGGACUCGCCAAAUGAAAAGGAGUUGUCUACUGAAUAUAAAAAUAUGAAGGCAGCUAUGCGACAACUGUGGCUGAACUUUAUUACUACUGGGGCUCCAGUACCACAAGGCUCUACUUUCCCAAACUGGACUUCAAUGUCGCCCCAACGAUCCUACAUGUCCCUAAACAGUGUUCUACAGUAUAAGGAUUCCCUCAUGCCAGACAGGGCGCAAUUCUGGGACGGAAUUAUGGCGAAAUACUACAAAUAUCCCUCACCACCAGACCCCAAGAAUGGCAGUUCUGCUUUAAUUAGUAAUAGUGUUAGUCCAUUACCCGCACCAACAUGGAGUACAACAUUGGAAGCUGUAAAUAGAGAUAUUAGGUGUCGACAGCCGAGUUUCUCUGGAAAUGAUAAUAUGCGAGAGCAAUGUCUGGUUGCCAAUGUGUACGUUCCCGGGACACAAACUGAAAAUUUGCCAGUCGUAGUUGAUGUACACGGUGGAGCCUACCUUCUUGGGCAUGGAAAUGCAGCGACGCCCAUCAAUCUAGUUAAAUCUCAAAAAGUUAUGUACGUAACCUUCAACUAUCGAUUAGGACCACAUGGGUUUUUAUGUUUGGGCACUGAUAAAGUCCCCGGAAAUGCAGGUAUGAAGGAUCAAGUGGCUUUGCUUCGAUGGGUCAGAGAUAAUAUCGCCCAGUUUGGAGGAGAUCCAAAUCACGUGACUAUAUCGGGAUGUAGUGCGGGAUCUUCAUCGGUAGACUUGUUGGGGAUCUCUAAGCUAGCUAAUGGUCUCUUCCACAAGGUUAUAGCUGGAAGUGGAGGUAACGUCAACGCUUUCAGUGUCCAAACGAACCCUAUAGAAAACGCACAAUAUUUUGCAAAGCUACUAGGAUUCAAUAACACUGAGGACAUCAAUGCUCUUGAAAAGUUUUACCUAGAAACGCCUUACGAAACGCUAGCGGCCACAUCUAUUCAAUUGAUGUCAAGUCCAGAUUCUAAUGUUUACUUCUCACCCUGCCUGGAGAAGGACGUUGGACAAGAAAUGUUUUUGGAUGAAAGCCCGGUGAAAAUACUUUCGAAUGGAGAUUACACAAAGUUGCCAAUGUUAUACGGUUUUUGUAAUAUGGAGGGUUUAUUUCGUAUGAAUUUAUUUGAUACAUGGAAAACGAAAAUGAAUGAGAACUUCAUUGAAUUUUUGCCACCGGAUUUAGGUAACAACCAAGAAGAAAGGGAGACGAUUGCCAAAGACGUAAAGAAUUUCUAUUUCGGCACGGAACCCGUGAGCAAUAGCACUGUUUUGAAGUAUAUUGAUUAUUUUACGGAUGUGAUGUUUGGCUAUGCCAUGCUACGAUCUGCAAAACUUCAACUUGACGCCGGGAACAAUCAAUUAUACCUGUACGAAUAUUCCUUUGUAGAUGCGAGUGAGGAAUAUAUUCCAAAUACUAGGGAGCGCGGUGCAACACAUUGCGCCCAAGAUGCAGCUGUGAUGGACUCGCCAAAUGAAAAGGAGUUGUCUACUGAAUAUAAAAAUAUGAAGGCAGCUAUGCGACAACUGUGGCUGAACUUUAUUACUACUGGGGCUCCAGUACCACAAGGCUCUACUUUCCCAAACUGGACUUCAAUGUCGCCCCAACGAUCCUACAUGUCCCUAAACAGUGUUCUACAGUAUAAGGAUUCCCUCAUGCCAGACAGGGCGCAAUUCUGGGACGGAAUUAUGGCGAAAUACUACAAAUAUCCCUCACCACCAGACCCCAAGAAUGGCAGUUCUGCUUUAAUUAGUAAUAGUGUUGUCUCUUUAAUUUUGAUGACGCUAUAUUCGAUACACUCUUGCUUAUAUUGA